This is a messenger RNA of Sesamum indicum (sesame), 1000 nucleotides long. NCBI's taxonomy places the organism in Eukaryota, Viridiplantae, Streptophyta, Magnoliopsida, Lamiales, Pedaliaceae. The record is from RefSeq and is a predicted model, not a curated record.
AAGAGUAUGCAUGGGUUAGCAUGCUACUCUCAGUGAUAGCUUCAUAGUCAUAUUUAAAUGACUUUAAUCGGCCGGUUGAUCACAAGGCGAGAACUAAGCGUGGGAGGACUUGUGACAACCAAAUCAAUGGCUUCUUCUCUCAUGGCAGCCCAAACAAUGCACGUCCUCCUCGAUCCCGCUGCUUCCCUUUUCCCCGACCACUGCACCGCCGCUUUCUCACUCUCCUCAGCUCGUAUUCACCGUCGUCUACCCAGACUCUUCUCCUUUUCUCCUCUCCCAAAACCAUCAAAAUCAAGAAUUUCAGCUUCCAUUUCCCCAGCCCUCAGAAAUCCGGCAAUGAAUUCGUCCAAGAACCCGGACCCGGAUCAGGAUUUGCUCUCCGGGUCAACGCGGAGCGUCACGACCCUCGUUGCCAUCGCCCUAACCGCCUCAAGAUUCUUCGCCGACGGGCUCCUCAACUUGGCCGUACAAUUGAAGGUGCCUUUGUUAUGUACCGCAGGCCCCGCGUUCUUCGCCGCGAUAAAGGACGUGCCGAUGGGCGCGUUGAACACGCCGUUCACGGUGGUGGCGGCUGGGAUGGCGAAAUGGUUGGACUUGUACAGUGGUGUUUUGAUGGUUAGGGUUUUGUUGAGCUGGUUUCCAAAUAUACCCUGGGAUAGGCAGCCGUUGUCUGCAAUUAGGGACCUGUGCGAUCCAUAUUUGAACUUGUUCAGGAAUAUAAUUCCUCCGAUUUUUGAUACAUUGGAUGUUAGUCCCCUCUUGGCAUUUGGUGUUCUGGGAGCGUUGGGCUCGAUCCUGAAAAGCAGCAGGCGAGCUUACUGAGGCGGUUGAUUGUAUUGAGUGGCAUUUGUAUGGGUAAGAAGCAAUAGCUUAGUGAAGUUUUGUCAUACGUGUAUUAAUGGGUAGAUUUGGCUCGAUAUGUACCACAAUUAUAUAGAAUUAGAUACUUGCAGACGAUGUUAAUUAUUUGAAAGAAGUUGAUUUGGGGUGGACUCUUGAA